CGAAUCCGUUGUGAAAUGUGUUUGUGUAUGUAACCGUUCGACUGGCCUGUCUUCUCCAAGUUAGUUCAAGCUCAUCUUGGAUGCUACACUGUCAAUCUGAUAGCUUCAAAGACUCUUUGUGGCAGGAAAGAUGACCGUUUCGGAUGACGAUCAGGGUGUGUCACUGUACGUUGGUGGUCUCAGUGACAAAGUUACUGAAGAGCUACUCUGGGAACUUUUUGUCCAGGCUGGUCCAAUAAGCAGCAUCAAAUUACCGCAAGACAAUGUCACAAAGAAGCCUAAAACAUUCGCCUUUGUUCAUUAUACCCAUGCCAUCUCGGGUGAAUACGCCGUGGGCCUCUUCAACGAGACAUCCUUGUACGGUCGGAAUAUUGUGGUCCGUGCAUCUCAUCGUAAUACCACUCCUGCUGCUUCGCCGGCUAGUCCGUACACAGCUGCCAAGGCCCAGCUUGCAGGUUUGCAGCAGCAGCUGGUUCAGUCUGUGAAUCUCCAUCCGCAGACGCCCAUGCACAAUAUGCAGUCAGCGUCGUCUCUCUUGGGCACUUACUCAGGUGGUCCUGCCCGCCAGCCAAUGCCGAUACCGUAUCACACGCCGCCGCGGCAUGAUGUGGCCACGCCGUCACCACGAUUAGAGCCUCCGCGCCGCCAUUCUGCGUCCCCGUACACCCCCGAUCGCCAGCAACUGCCGCCCCACCAGCCCCACAGCAGCUCUGUUCACUCGUCAGAUGGACACAGCGGUAGCAGACGCUCCACGGACUACGAUCGGCCGGCAGAGCGGCGGUAUUCCCGGGAUGAUCGAAUGGACCGACGUGAUAGCACUGAGGCCAGCUCUACCAAUCGUGACCGUGGUCAUCCUUCACCAGCCAGUGCCACAUAUCCACAUGCCGAAUCACAUCGCCCGUCACUCGGGUAUGAGGAUCGUCAUCAUGACAGUCGCCGUCCGGAUGAACGACGGUACGAUGAUCGUGAUCGCCGUGCCGACGAUCGUCGCUAUGACAGCCACGAGCCGCCGCAGCACGCACAGCGCAGCGCCUACCAGGCCCCCCGGGACAGCGGUGGGUAUGGUUUCACACCCGACCGGCAGCAGCCCGCCUCGUCUCGCUACCACCCGUACAGCAGUGGACGUCCCGGUGAGCAGCAUCGACACCCGUCGUCGCAGCAGCCACCACAGCCCAGUGCAGCACCAGGCCCACACCGCCAGUACAACAACAGAUACCAAUACUAAGCGCAUGGCGUGUACUUGUCUAGUACUGCUCUAGUUGUGUUGGAAUCCAGGCACGGGGAACGGGCAUGUCUUACUGGCUUCUAUGCUUUGUUGGAAGCUCUCUUUAUUGGUUUACUUGCCGUCUACAGUCUGCUGUACCGGUGUGAGCAAAGUAUGCCAAUUGCCAUUGACACACUACACCUGCUGCGUAUUGGCCUGUGCCGAUCGCAACUGCUAGAAACUGCGUGCCCGCUUGGCAGUCGGUGCAGAAAUCCGCCAACCCAUCACCACUGGCCAUAGCCAGUGCAGUAAUAAUGUGGACACACAUCAAUCUCUUCAGACAGACUCUCGCUGUCUCAGUGCUCAGUUGUUAUUUAUAUUAUAUGCAUUAUUCUUUCUCAGAUACACGCAAUAUGGCAUUUCUGUCUGAAAUUUGUACGUCAAAGUAACAACAGCCUUCAUCCAUUGUCUUGUCUAUUCUGAAAUUUGUUUCCUCUCAUUUGUAAGUAUAAAUACAAUCAUGUUCGUGGUUGAGUUACACAUCGACAGUACGAAACCCA
Messenger RNA from Sycon ciliatum, 1764 nucleotides. Its product is annotated as RNA-binding protein 7-like. The transcript has 4 exons. Gene Ontology annotation, biological process: regulation of alternative mRNA splicing, via spliceosome. Gene Ontology annotation, molecular function: single-stranded RNA binding. Gene Ontology annotation, cellular component: nucleus. Lineage: Eukaryota; Metazoa; Porifera; Calcarea; Leucosolenida; Sycettidae. The coding region runs from base 131 to 1225 and encodes 364 amino acids. The record is from RefSeq and is a predicted model, not a curated record.